AUGGCUACGCUUUCCGUGCCGUCCCCUGACAUGUCCCCGGCCUCAUUGGGCAACACUGUUCACAGACCACUAUCCACACAUGGCCUGCCAAAGCCGCCGCGGACCAUGUCACCGGAACGACCACAUCGUUUUUCAGCAAAGAGUUUCCCUCCUCCCACCCUCGCUCACACUCCUAUGACACCAGACAUGUCAGGUCCAAUGUCUCCACCACCAAUGUCGGCCAAGUCCUUUGGCACCUUUAUCGAUUCAGAACCAUCGACCCCAGCCUAUUCACCGAGGAUCGGCACUGAAUGGAACAACUCUUCAGUACUCCUUGUUCGGCCCACAUCUUCGUCUUCCGAGCCCGCCAGUCCUGGAGAGCCGGUAUGGCGCAUGCUCAAACCAUUGCCAGUCAAGGCACCACCCAAGCCGAAGCAAAAGCCCACCUCUGUUGUAUCUCAGUCAAUGGCAUCAGCCGUCGGUACCAAGGAGGUUUCCUCCAACAUGUCUCUAUACUCACAUCACACCAAAGAGGCGAGGCACAUCAGCCGGCCGACCGAGUUCAAAUUAGCAGAUCUGUCUCAACAAAACUACCCUCCAAAGUGCGAAGAUAUCGAACUGAGUGCAGACGAGAAGCCAGGUGAACAAAACGGCGGCACCCCCACAUCAGCGGCCUUUGGGAGGCUAGCUUCCAAGAUGAAGUUGAUGCUCCGACGAAAGAACAAUGAUACGAAAAAGAAAGAGAAGAAGCAAAGGCACUACGAAGAGGUGGACCGCAUUGAAGAUAAGCACUGGACCGAGAUUACACUGCAAAAUGUCCAGACAGAUCGCCAGCAAAUACCACAUCCAUCCAACACCCUCCUUCAAUCACGGUUCCCCACAAAGACCGUCAUCGCUCUCGUUCUCAUCGGCGGCCUGGCAUACUACCUCGUCGACAUAGUCGAUCCCUCCUGGACAGAUGAUGUGUACGCGGCAUUUUCCUCGGGCGACGACUCGAGUUCACUAACGACACCGCUGCAUUUCUACCGCAACCGCACCGAAGUUCAACACACACUUGACUACCACAUCCCGGAUGCCAGCGCGCCGCUCAAAGAUCCCACCGUAGCAAAGUUCCUGUCUGAUCAAUUCGAAAAACUAUGUUUCGGAUGGAUGAUGACCGAAGACGAUGCGCGCAAGGGCGUCGAAGGCAUGGAGGACGUCCAGAUGCCUAUUACCCACGGCUGCAGGUUCCGAAGCAACGAGCCGUGUGAAGAUUUCUUCGCGCUGGGAACGAGUCCCGGACCUGGAGAGAAGCCAUGGAAUUACUGGACUGUACUCGAUGGACACGCAGGACGCCACACGGCCUUUUAUCUACAGUGGUCUUUGAUCCCCAUGGUGUCGUCUGCUCUCUGUGCCCUACCGCGCACAGCAUCUAGCCCAGAGAUUGAAAACACAAUCAAAAACGCCUUCCUAUCAGCCGAUCGAUCGAUCAUGGACCGCGCAAAAACAGCAGCAAACUGGUACCCCGCCGCAAACGCAGCCGCAAUCGCCGCCCUCACCCCCGCCUUCUCAGGCUCCUGCGCUUUGCUAGCCGCCUUCGACGCAUCCACUUCGACCCUCCGCGUAGCCUGCACCGGCGACUCGCGCGCCGUCCUCGGCCGCUGGGACCCCUCCACCUCCUCCUACACAGCCAUCCCCCUUUCCGUAGACCAAACUGGCUUCAACGCCGCAGAAGUAGAACGGUUAACCCGCGAGCACCCGGACGAACCCUCCAUCAUCGACCCGAAAACCGGGCGCCUCAUGGGCAUAGCAGUGACGCGUGCAUUUGGCGACCACCGCUGGAAAUGGGACAACGACCUCAUCAAAGCAUGCCAACACAAGUUCUGGGGCACCGCCCCGCGACCAGGCUCAAAGACCCCUCCGUACAUGACUGCCGAACCCGAAGUCACCGAAACGCAAAUCGUACGCUGCGAACCAGACGACUACAAGUCAUCUUCUCCAGCCACCACAAAGGGAAAAUCCGACUUCCUCAUCCUCGCCUCCAACGGCCUCUGGGACAGAAUCUCCUCGGACCACGCCGUCGAAUGCGUUCAGCGCUACCUCGAAGCCCGCGCCCGCGGCAAAGGCUCAGUCGCUUCUGACCCCCACUUGAAAGCUAACCCCCCCAACUUCUCCUCCAUCUCUACGCUCUCCGCUCAAAACCCCUUUUCGCCCUUCCACCCCACAACAGGAGCAAUGCAGCAGCAACAGCAGUCUUCUGGAGGCGGAUCCCUCGAACCGGGCGUAACGUGCGACCCCGAGCAAGGUCAGGAUGUAGAUUGGAAAGCUACACCCGAGUAUUUUGCAAUCGAGGAUGAAAACGCGGCGGUUUGCCUAGCGAGGAAUGCAAUGGGUGGCACGCGGCGAGCACUUUUUCUAGGCAUACUAGCGGGGCCGGAGCCGUUGAGUCGGAAUGCGGUGGAUGAUACGACGAUUAUGGUUGUGUUUUUUGAUCGCUUGGGGGAAAAGGGGAAGGAGGGUGCUGUGAAGGGUGUGGAUGAGGCGGGGGAGAAGAAGAAGAAGAGGUGGUGGUGGCCUUUGUGA
Bipolaris victoriae FI3 is the source of this 2541-nucleotide messenger RNA. RefSeq lists its product as hypothetical. The coding region runs from base 1 to 2541 and encodes 846 amino acids. Lineage: Eukaryota; Fungi; Ascomycota; Dothideomycetes; Pleosporales; Pleosporaceae. Gene Ontology annotation, molecular function: protein serine/threonine phosphatase activity. The record is from RefSeq and is a predicted model, not a curated record. The transcript has 2 exons. Gene Ontology annotation, biological process: protein dephosphorylation.